CUCAAAGGCAAAAUAUCUGACGAACACGACAGUUUAGUUUAAAGCUAGCACAACAGAAAUCUUAUCUGUUGUGUUCUGCGCUUCACUUCUUCAACCUUGCUUGCUACUCAUAACAUACACAUCGAAAUUUGACAACAACAGAAAAAAAAAAAUGCAUUCCCUAACAUGCACACCACUUUCUUCUUCUCUUAAGCCAAACCACAACCCUCUACUUGCUGCAGUUGCAACUUCCAGGCCAUAUUCCCUACCCUUCAAAACAACAACCUGCUUUACCACCAGAGCCACACUCUCAUCCACCAGAGAAUCUGUCUUGAACCACUUCCACCAACGAACGGCUCUCAAGAUUAUCUCAGGCUUGCAGAAUUUCAAUAAAGACAAUGUUGCCUCCGUUGUCACUGCUGCGGACAAGGGUGGUGCAACUCACGUGGAUAUAGCAUGUGACCCAGAGUUGGUAAAGCUAGCUAUUGGCUUAACUUCUUGUCCGGUUUGUGUUUCCUCUGUUGAUCCUGCAACAUUUCCAGCUGCAGUUGAAGCAGGAGCACUAAUGGUUGAGAUUGGAAACUAUGAUUCAUUCUAUGAGAAGGGAAUGAUUUUCACUCCAGAAAAGAUUCUAGGUCUAACGAAGGAGACGAGGAGGAUACUUCCGUCUGUAGUCCUUUCUGUCACUGUUCCUCACACACUAAGCCUCCCUGAUCAGGUCAAGCUUGCAGAGUCCCUGGAACAAGAAGGUGUAGACAUUAUUCAAACUGAAGGAGGAAAAUGUUCUAAUCCUACACAAUCUGGUGUUAUGGGUUUGAUAGAGAAGGCAACACCAACUUUAGCAGCAGCAUACUCUAUAUCACGAGCUGUUAAGAUCCCUGUCAUGUGUUCAUCGGGGCUAAGUGCUGUCACAGCACCUAUGGCUAUAACAGCUGGGGCUGCUGGUGUGGGUGUGGGAUCUGCAGUUAAUAGACUUAAUGAUGUGGUUGCUAUGAUUGCUGAGGUCAGAAGCAUUGCUAAUUCAUUGCAGACACCAUUUCAGAUAUCCACUACACACGAAGUGGAAACUCAAAGACAGUAGUUCAAUAAAUGGGCCUAUGUUGUAAGAAACGGCUGAAGGAAGUGUAGGUAGUGAAUAAAACGUGCAAAGAAAAUUUGGACCCUACCUUAAUAGUAAGAACUGAUAGGUUCCAUAUUUCUUUGUCCUUUAUAUUUCGGACUUUGUUAUUUGAUUCAAUUUUUUGUGUUCCUGGAUGUUGAUCCCGCUGUGUCAAAGAAUUAAGAGAAACAGUUAAGUAUUUGGAAUUUUGGCUUCAUUAAUGGGUGGAGUUGGCCAGUUGAGUGGAAUUAUGUAUGUAUUGUUGGUUGUUCUUUCG
Cajanus cajan (pigeon pea) is the source of this 1355-nucleotide messenger RNA. RefSeq lists its product as uncharacterized. The record is from RefSeq and is a predicted model, not a curated record. Lineage: Eukaryota; Viridiplantae; Streptophyta; Magnoliopsida; Fabales; Fabaceae.